AUGGUCAGCCCCUUGUACCAGAUGGCCCGCGCCGGACACUGGCAACAGUGCUUGUCGAUGCUUCACGCAAUGGAAAGGAGGAGCAUGAUGCUGGAUACCGUGAGCAUCAACAUCUGCAUUCAUGCAUGCCGACGCCAUUGGGAGCCCGCCCUCGCAUGUUUUGAUCAAAUUCGCCAAAGAAGACUGCGGCCCACUGCGGUCACUUUCGGAUCCGUUGUUGCAGCAUUGGGAACGGGACACAGAUGGAUCCAAGUCGUGGCAUUGCUGCAGCAUCUGCCGCAAGCCUUGGGCUGCAAGCAAGUCUUGAUGAAUGCGGCACUUGGCGUUUUCAAGAAGGCGCAUCGAUGGGACCUCGCUUUGGAUUUGUGCACAAUGCAAAACAUGGCAAAGGUGCUCAAUCCUGUUGGCAUGACGGAGGUCGUAGCAGCCUUUUCUAAGAGUCAUAGAUGGCAACAAGCACUUGCAUUGGCCUUGCAAAAUCAGAAGGCCAAUCUGCAGUCGUACAACUGGUUGCUGUACGGCUUCAGGGGCGGAGCUUGCUGGCAGGCAGGUCUUGCCCUGCUUGUCCAUGCAGCCUACCGCAGCAUAGAUGCAAACACGAUAUCCCAUCGGCACGUGAUGUUCCUCUUGAGUUGUGGACCAUGGCAACAGUCCGUGCAGCAGCUACGAACGAUUCGCGAAUGCCCUCACUGGUGUUGGCAGGCGGACGCAGAAACCAUUGCAUUGGCCCUGGCAACCUUCGAGCAUCACCAUCGCGCAAUUGAACACCAGGAUAUCCUGGUUCAUGUGGUGUCUCGCGUUCUGCAAUUGCAAAGCAAGUACGACGCCUCGAUUUUCAGAUCCAGAGUUGUGCACGAUGUGACCAUGUUGCAUGAAGUUUGGAUACAUGCUGCGUUGCCCUCAGUUUUGGGGCUUUCCUUGUGCCGCCAUUUUAUUGCCGCUAUCAUUGCAGCCUUGAAUCGCAAAUGUCCUAGUGUUCGUGAUGGAAUUCGCAAUCCCAGUGUGCAAAAUGCACACGUCCUGCCCAGUUUUGUGGCUCGUUUGCUUUCGGAAGCGAGCUCUCUUCGCGGAGCAUCUCGCCGAACACCGGCAUGGUGGACGCGCGCGCAGCUGGCUGUGAGCCCGUCAUUGGUCGCAUCAACCAUGGCCAAGCGGGUUGAUGCUAGCAGUGUGAGCGCGUGGAUUGGGUACAGGUUGGUUCUGCCAGAACGUUGUUUUGGCGAACUGUGUGAUGAACUGGUUGUCGAGGCUAAGCUUCGAGCGCUGGGCGAGAGACCCACCUGA
Molecule: messenger RNA, 1284 nt
Organism: Symbiodinium natans
Lineage: Eukaryota; Dinophyceae; Suessiales; Symbiodiniaceae
Source: the annotation of a GenBank genome assembly